This is a messenger RNA of Cherax quadricarinatus, 1522 nucleotides long. It is a transcript of the gene mRRF1, whose product is annotated as mitochondrial ribosome recycling factor 1. Gene Ontology annotation, cellular component: mitochondrion. Gene Ontology annotation, biological process: translation. Gene Ontology annotation, molecular function: ribosomal large subunit binding. The record is from RefSeq and is a predicted model, not a curated record. NCBI's taxonomy places the organism in Eukaryota, Metazoa, Arthropoda, Malacostraca, Decapoda, Parastacidae.
GGCAACGUAUGAUACGGUGUAAGACACCAAUGGCCCUAUAACUCAAAAAAAAAUAAUAAUACAGCUCACAUUUUAGUGGCCUUUAAUAUCUAACUAACAACAACAACAGCAACAGUAAAAGUAGCAGAAAUAUCUGUGUAAAAUAUCAGGACUCAUUAUGGCUGUGCUAGGACCAGUUGCUGUAAGAAGAAUGAGACUUGCCGUGUCUUCUGUGUUACAUAUUCGUUGGAUGUCAUCAGUCUCACACUGUCCUAGGUCAGCGCUUGUGAAAAAUCAAAAUAUUUUUUCGCCUCCAUCGUGGCUCCUUAGACCUCACCCUGUCUCUCAGUUCUACCUAAGAAACUAUGCCAAGAGCAAGGAUAAGCAUGGAAAAGAUAAAAAGGCCAAAGUGCACCUGUCAGAUUCAGAAUUGUCUGAGUUGGUGAAUGUUACAAAGAUGAAGGAGGAGUUUUCAGACAUAGUUGAGAAUCUUAAGCAAGAGUAUAUCAAAAACCUCUCACUCAGAACCUCUGCAGGGAGCAUAGAAAAUCUUCUUGUGAAGCUGGAAGGGGAUGAAUAUCCUCUGAAUGAGGUCGCACAAAUUUCUCGCAAAUCUUCACACACAUUAGUCAUCAAUGCAUCAGCCUUUCCCCAAGCUUUGGUGGGAAUGAUGACUGCACUGCGAGAAUCUGGGAUGAACCUAAACCCACAACAAGAGGGAACAACAAUAUACGUAGCCCUUCCCAAAAUUACAAAAGAGCACCGAGAAAAUUUAGCCAAAAAUGCCAAAACUCUGUUUAACCGCUGUAAAGACCAUCUCAGAGACUCACAGAACCAAUAUGUCCGUAAGGUCAAGAGAAAGGAAGACCAGGCAUCUGAAGAUCUCGUUCAUGAUGCUCAACUGAAGAUUCGGGAGAUUGCGGACACCUACUUGCAGGAAGCAGAAACAAUGAUGAUACACAAACAGAAGGAGCUACUAAAAACAAACUAGGAGAGCCUUCAUUAUUUUUAUGAAUAUUUGUUAAUAUUAGUGUAAAAUAGCUGUAUUCAAUUUUUUAAAGUUCUCUUUGAAGUCAUAGAAUCAUCCAGUCAAAAACUGAGAUUUACCUUUUGUGAGAAUUUAAAAUUGCUCUUGUUAUUAAAUCAUAUGAUGUAGGGUGGCUUCUUGUGAAAAUUUAAAAUUUAAAUAUGCUGAUUUGAUGUACAUAUUUAAUAUCUUGACAAAUAAAAUAGGGUAAUAAUACUGGUAGUAAAAUUUUAUUGAUGGCAUGUUAUCCUAAAUGUAUUCUGUCAUAUUUUUGCAUAAUUUUUCUUCCAAUACAUGUGAAACAGAGGUUAUGCAGAGGACCUUACAUUUUUCUUGACAUUAUGAGUAAUAUCUCUCAUAAGAGAGUUCUUAUACUGAACCACAGUACAGUGUCACUCACAACAGACAUCUUAUCCUGACUUGGAAUUAUCCUUCUUGCUUGUCACUUCAGAUAUGAACACUGUUGACUGGCCAGACUGUAGUUAAAAAGCAAAAUAAUAAAUCUAAAAUAGUAAU